Molecule: messenger RNA, 1496 nt
Organism: Mustela erminea (ermine)
Lineage: Eukaryota; Metazoa; Chordata; Mammalia; Carnivora; Mustelidae
Gene: CHRNB3
Product: cholinergic receptor nicotinic beta 3 subunit
Exons: 6
Coding region: 1-1380 (459 amino acids)
Biological process (GO): signal transduction; monoatomic ion transmembrane transport; chemical synaptic transmission
Cellular component (GO): postsynaptic membrane; synapse; neuron projection
Molecular function (GO): acetylcholine-gated monoatomic cation-selective channel activity; transmembrane signaling receptor activity
Source: RefSeq, a predicted model, not a curated record
AUGAGACUGGCGAGCUUUCUCCUCACGUUCAUCGUCCUUGGGGUCACUCCCUCAGCCGCCGCAGGAUUCCAAUCAGUUGCGGAAAGUGAAGAUGCCCUCCUCAGACACUUAUUCCAAGGUUAUCAGAAAUGGGUGCGCCCUGUAUUAAAUUCUAAUGACACCAUAAAAGUAUACUUCGGACUGAAAAUAUCUCAGCUCGUAGAUGUGGAUGAAAAGAAUCAGCUGAUGACAACAAAUGUGUGGCUCAAACAGGAAUGGACAGACCACAAAUUACGCUGGAAUCCUGAUGAAUACGGUGGAAUUCGUUCAAUUAAAGUUCCAUCAGAAUCUCUCUGGCUUCCUGACAUAGUUCUCUUUGAAAACGCCGAUGGCCGGUUUGAAGGCUCCCUCAUGACCAAAGCCAUCGUGAGAUCCAACGGCACGGUCAUCUGGAUGCCCCCCGCCAGUUACAAAAGCUCAUGCACCAUGGACGUCACGUUUUUCCCAUUCGACCGGCAGAACUGCUCCAUGAAGUUCGGGUCGUGGACUUACGAUGGAACCAUGGUUGACCUCAUUCUGAUCAAUGAAAAUGUUGACAGAAAGGACUUCUUCGAUAACGGAGAAUGGGAGAUCCUCCAUGCAAAAGGGACGAAGGGCAACAGGAGAGACGGCGUCUACUCCUAUCCGUUCGUCACAUACUCGUUCGUCCUGCGCCGCCUGCCCCUGUUCUACACCCUCUUCCUGAUCAUCCCCUGCCUGGGGCUAUCUUUCCUGACUGUGCUCGUGUUCUAUCUCCCUUCUGAUGAAGGGGAAAAGCUGUCCCUGUCAACCUCAGUGCUGGUUUCCCUGACUGUGUUCCUCCUGGUCAUUGAGGAAAUAAUCCCGUCUUCCUCCAAAGUCAUUCCUCUCAUUGGGGAGUACCUGUUGUUCAUUAUGAUUUUCGUGACCCUGUCGAUUAUUGUGACUGUUUUCGUGAUUAACGUUCACCACAGAUCCUCUUCCACUUACCACCCCAUGGCCCCCUGGGUGAAACGACUGUUUCUGCAAAAACUUCCUACAUUGCUUUGUAUGAAGGACCACGUGGAUCGCUACUCUUUCCCAGAUAAAGAUGAAAGUCAGCCAGUGGUGAAAGGUAAAACUCUAGAAAAAAGGAAACAGAGACAGGUGAGUGAUGGAGAAACCGUUCUUGUUGCUUUCUUGGAAAAGGCAGCUGAUUCCAUCAGGUACAUCUCAAGGCAUGUGAAAAAGCAGCAUUUCAUCAACCAGGUGGUUCAAGACUGGAAAUUCGUAGCCCAAGUUCUGGACCGAAUCUUUCUGUGGCUCUUUCUGAUAGUGUCAGUUACCGGCUCUGUUCUGAUCUUUACUCCUGCUUUGAGGAUGUGGCUCCACAGUUCCCACUAGCAAGCCAGAGCCGUCUAAAAUACUAUAAAGACAAAAUUACACCUUAGGACUGACCUCCAGCUAGCUGUACAUACAGUAUCCAAAUGCAUGAGCUGCUUAGAAGGGCUUGGGUGGGA